Messenger RNA from Protobothrops mucrosquamatus (brown spotted pit viper), 807 nucleotides. RefSeq names its product 1-acylglycerol-3-phosphate O-acyltransferase 1 (gene AGPAT1). Gene Ontology annotation, cellular component: membrane; endoplasmic reticulum. Gene Ontology annotation, biological process: phosphatidic acid biosynthetic process. Gene Ontology annotation, molecular function: 1-acylglycerol-3-phosphate O-acyltransferase activity. The transcript has 6 exons. The record is from RefSeq and is a predicted model, not a curated record. The coding region runs from base 1 to 807 and encodes 268 amino acids. Lineage: Eukaryota; Metazoa; Chordata; Lepidosauria; Squamata; Viperidae.
AUGGAGAUCUCGCUGGGCCAGUGGCUCCUCAUCCUCAUCCUUGUGGCUGUCCCGCUUCUGUAUGAAUGGAGUGCCACCUUCAAGUAUUUCUGCAAGAUGGCGUUCUACAACAGCUACAUCCUCUUCCUGGCUAUCAUUGCCAUCCCCAUCUGUGCAGUCCGUGGGCGCGACGUGGAAAAUAUGAAGAUAUUGCGAUUAAUGUUAGUCCACAUAAAAUAUCUCUACGGGAUCAAGAUUGACGUGCGAGGGGCCGAGAACUUCAACAUCAAGGAGCCGUACGUGGUGGUGUCCAACCACCAGAGCUCCCUUGACUUGCUUGGUUUAAUGGAGGUGUUGCCAGAUCGGUGUGUGCCAAUUGCCAAGAAGGAGCUGAUGUAUAUGGGCACGGUGGGGUUGGCUUGCUGGCUGGGGGGCAUCAUUUUUAUCAACCGCAAGAAAACCAACGAUGCCAUCAGUGUUAUGUCUGAGGCUGCCCAAACUAUGCUGAGCCAAGACGUUCGGGUCUGGGUGUUCCCCGAGGGUACCAGGAAUCACAACGGCUCCAUGCUGCCCUUCAAACGGGGCGCCUUCCACUUGGCGGUGCAAACCCAGGUUCCUCUCAUCCCUGUUGUAAUCUCAUCGUAUAGAGAUUUCUACAGUAAGAAGGAUAGGCGUUUCACUACAGGACGCUGCAUUGUCCAGAUCUUGUCCUCCGUGCCCACAAAGGGGCUGCGAGCCGACGACGUGCCGGCCCUGACGGAUCGGGUGCGCCAAGCCAUGUUGGUUGCUUUUGAGGGGCUUUCCGCAGAGCUGGGUUCCCCGCAGUGA